Messenger RNA from Danaus chrysippus (African queen), 987 nucleotides. The record is from the annotation of a GenBank genome assembly. NCBI's taxonomy places the organism in Eukaryota, Metazoa, Arthropoda, Insecta, Lepidoptera, Nymphalidae.
CUGCUAGGACUCCGCUCUUACUUACUGGACGAGGCGUCGAGAGAGAAUGAGCCUCACCCACCACCACACCUACCACAUCAGUUAGGAGCCGCUCAUAGGGCUCUAAUAUGGAGAGACGGACCGGCUGGUUUCGAGCCUUACGUUCACGUGUCUUGGUUCGUCUUUCCUCUACGUCUGGGAGCGUUAUUGGCGCUCGUGUCUGUGUCCUUGGUGUUAGCCAGCGCUCUUACAUUGGUUAUACCGGUAGCCAUUGGUAGAAAAGUAAUGACAAUCUGGCUACCAAAGGCAUCAGAGGGAGUUCACGAGCUAUACACUGCCGCGUAUGUAUGUGUGUUGGGCGGUUGGUCGCGGUGGUGCGUUGGCCGCUGGGUGGGCUUGAGGUGGUCGUGCUGCACUACUGGCUCGUGCGGCACUAUGGACCAGGCGGGCGUCACGCUCGGCACUAGCGGCACUGGCGCUGCUGGGAUUAGUGCCGCUCAUGUUCGGACUGCUGCUGGAACUGUGAUUCCUCUCAGGGUUCCCUUGGAGCAGUCUCCGGUACUGUUUGUAUUGCAGGACUGGGCUCUUGGUGUUCUGUACACUAAGAUAGUCUGCGCUCUCAUAAUGAUGGGAUCCGAUUGGAGUUUGAGACGGGCCAUUGAGAAAGCUUAUAGAGACGGCAUUAGAGAAAUGGAUUUGCAAUUUAUCCUGCGGUCGGUUGCCGCGCCACUGGUCCGUUGGCUGGGUCUCGCGUUGGUUGUACCGUACGUGCUCGCACACAGUGUGGCGCCACUUGUACUGAGUGCUCACGCGCAGAGGAACCUGCUGGUGCGCCGGGUGUACCCCGCCCUGUUACUCAUAGCAUUACUGGCUGCGCUCGCCCUCUUCCAGAUUCGUCAAUUCACAAAACUGUACGAGCACAUAAAGAACGACAAAUACCUGGUGGGUCAGCGACUCGUGAACUAUGAUCACCGGCGACACAAACACACGGUCACCUCCAACUGUUGA